GGGUUUUCAAGCGUGUAAAAAAAGAAAAACUGGAGGAAGUUUCUCGCGAUAUCCUAAUACAUCCGGCGUAAUAGCUCUCAGUGAACCACAGCGCCGGAGAAGCUUUAAGAUCGCGAGACCUCUACAGUUGCAGGGGAGAGUAGAAGGCGCGGUGAUCUCGCGAAAGAAAAGCUACUUGGAGAGCUCGCGAUAUCUCAGACCACCAGACCCGAAAGGUUCUCAGAGAGUUGAAGGGCCUGGAGGAGGCCCCGGGGCAAAUGGCCGGAGCUGGACCGACCAUGUUGCUACGAGAGGAGAAUGGUUGUUGCAGCCGGCGUCAAAGCAGCUCCAGUGCUGGGGUUAGCGCGGGCUCGGGUUCCGAGGACUCAGAUGGGGAGCGCGAGGACUCGCCAGCUGCGCGCGCCCGGCGGCAGCUGGAGGCUCUACUCAACAAGACUAUGCGCAUUCGCAUGACAGAUGGACGGACACUGGUCGGCUGCUUCCUCUGCACCGACCGGGACUGCAAUGUUAUCCUAGGUUCCGCGCAGGAGUUCCUCAAGCCUUCGGAUUCCUUCUCUGCUGGGGAACCCCGUGUGCUGGGCUUGGCCAUGGUACCAGGACAUCACAUCGUUUCUAUUGAGGUGCAAAGAGAGAGCCUGGCGGGGCCUCCCUAUAUCUAACCACGAUUGCGCAUGCCUUUCAGACUUCAUUAAAUUUGUAACCGAAGUG
Messenger RNA from Phyllostomus discolor (pale spear-nosed bat), 708 nucleotides. RefSeq names its product N-alpha-acetyltransferase 38, NatC auxiliary subunit (gene NAA38). Gene Ontology annotation, molecular function: RNA binding. The coding region runs from base 258 to 659 and encodes 133 amino acids. The record is from RefSeq and is a predicted model, not a curated record. Lineage: Eukaryota; Metazoa; Chordata; Mammalia; Chiroptera; Phyllostomidae. The transcript has 3 exons. Gene Ontology annotation, cellular component: NatC complex.